Malurus melanocephalus (red-backed fairy wren) is the source of this 2891-nucleotide messenger RNA. RefSeq names its product nuclear receptor subfamily 5 group A member 2 (gene NR5A2). The coding region runs from base 456 to 1961 and encodes 501 amino acids. Gene Ontology annotation, molecular function: zinc ion binding; nuclear receptor activity; RNA polymerase II cis-regulatory region sequence-specific DNA binding. The record is from RefSeq and is a predicted model, not a curated record. The transcript is spliced from 7 exons. Lineage: Eukaryota; Metazoa; Chordata; Aves; Passeriformes; Maluridae. Gene Ontology annotation, cellular component: RNA polymerase II transcription regulator complex. Gene Ontology annotation, biological process: hormone-mediated signaling pathway; tissue development; regulation of transcription by RNA polymerase II.
GUGGGAACCCUGUCCAGCAGCACCAGCGGCGGCAGAGUGCUCCUGUGCACUGUGUCGCUCCGCAUGGAUCGGGGUGCCGGGCUGCCGCCGCGCUGAGCCCCGGGCGGAGCUGCUGCGGGCUCCCGGGGUUCCUCCUUCCUCCCCGGCACCCCCGAUCUUCCUUCUCCUCCUCCUCCUCUCUCCUCCGCCCCCCGCCGCCUGCAACCCGACUGCCGCUCCGCGGCUCCCCUAGCCGCGGGCACCCGGCGGCGCUUCCCGGCGGCCGGGGCCGCUCGGUGCUCCCGCUGCAGCUGGGCAAGGGCUGGCGUGGAGCAGAGGGAGGGAAGAACAGAAGAGGGGGAAGAGGCAGCAGCCGCCCAGCGCUCCUUGCUCCAGCUAAAUCUGUGCUGCCGUGUCCAGGUGCUGGUGUCGCGGACGGACACGGAGCCCCCCGCCCGGCUCGCAGCCGCCUUGUCAUGCUACCCAAAGUGGAAACGGAGGCCCUGGGACUCGCCCGGUCGAAUGGGGAACAGGGGCAGAUGCCGGAAAACAUGCAAGUGUCUCAGUUUAAAAUGGUGAAUUACUCUUAUGAUGAAGACCUAGAAGAGCUGUGUCCAGUCUGUGGAGACAAAGUGUCUGGGUACCAUUAUGGACUUCUCACCUGUGAAAGCUGCAAGGGGUUCUUUAAGCGAACAGUCCAGAAUAACAAAAGGUACACAUGUAUAGAAAAUCAGAAUUGCCAGAUUGACAAAACGCAGCGAAAACGAUGUCCUUACUGUCGAUUUCAAAAAUGUCUAAGUGUUGGAAUGAAAUUGGAAGCUGUGCGAGCUGACCGAAUGCGUGGCGGUCGAAACAAGUUUGGACCAAUGUACAAGAGAGACAGGGCAUUGAAGCAGCAGAAGAAAGCUCUUAUCCGAGCAAAUGGACUUAAACUGGAAGCCAUGACUCAGGUGAUCCAAGCAAUGCCAACUGACCUGACAAUAUCCUCCGCAAUCCAGAACAUCCAUUCAGCUUCUAAAGGCCUACCUCUGAACCAUACUGCCUUGCCUCCUACAGACUAUGACAGGAGUCCCUUUGUGACCUCUCCGAUCAGCAUGACAAUGCCGCCCCACGGCAGUUUGCAAGGCUACCAAACCUAUGGCCACUUUCCAAGCCGUGCUAUCAAGUCCGAGUACCCUGACCCUUACACUAGCUCACCGGAGUCAAUAAUGGGCUACUCAUACAUGGAUAGCUACCAAACAAGCUCACCAGCAAGUAUCCCACAUCUGAUAUUGGAACUCCUGAAAUGUGAGCCAGAUGAGCCGCAAGUCCAAGCUAAAAUCAUGGCAUAUCUGCAGCAAGAGCAAGCCAACAGAAGCAAACAUGAGAAGCUCAACACAUUCGGGCUUAUGUGUAAAAUGGCUGACCAAACCCUCUUCUCCAUUGUUGAGUGGGCUAGGAGUAGCAUCUUCUUCAGAGAACUUAAGGUUGAUGACCAAAUGAAGUUGCUUCAGAACUGCUGGAGCGAACUCUUAAUUYUAGAUCACAUUUACCGGCAAGUGGUACAUGGGAAAGAGGGCUCCAUCCUUCUGGUUACUGGGCAACAAGUGGAUUAUUCCGUAAUAGCAUCCCAAGCUGGAGCCACCCUCAACAAUCUUAUGAGCCAUGCACAAGAACUGGUAGCAAAGCUUCGUUCUCUACAGUUUGAUCUACGAGAAUUUGUCUGUCUCAAAUUCCUGGUGCUGUUUAGUUUAGAUGUCAAAAAUCUCGAGAACUUCCAGCUUGUGGAAGGGGUUCAGGAACAAGUGAAUGCUGCUCUGCUGGACUACACAAUGUGUAAUUACCCACAGCAAACAGACAAAUUUGGGCAGCUUCUCCUGCGACUACCAGAAAUCCGGGCCAUCAGUAUGCAGGCCGAAGAAUACCUCUAUUACAAACACCUGAAUGGGGAUGUGCCGUGUAAUAACCUUCUCAUUGAGAUGCUGCAUGCAAAGAGAGCAUAAAUUAUACCCAUUACAGCUUCUGCUUUCAAGGAAAAAAAACAUAUUCUGAACUGCUCCAAGCAACACUAAUUAAAAUGUGGUUUUAAGACUUUGCAAAAUGGUAUAAUAAUCAAAUACUAAUAGUAAAUAAGUGAUGUAUCAGGGUAUUUGUAUUGCAAACUGUGAAUCAUAUGCUACACAUCCCCAAAGGAAUCUAUAUAGGACUUUAUCCUGGAGUUGAGGUGAACUUACCAAGUGGAUUCUACYAACAAUGUCAACAUGAAAAAGGACAAAAUGAUCCUUGUAUAUUUAACUCUGCUGAUUGCCAAUAUGAAGAAACCAAGGUGAAAAAAAACUGAUCCGUAUUAUUGAGCUAAGAUAGUGGGGAAUUUGAGUGCACUAAAUUCCUUCACUGCAUGGAAGGACUUGUAAAACAGUUACAACAGAUGCAAAACUGCACCUAUAGCAUCUUCUGUCAUCCUUACAAGGACCCAACAUUUACUUCUUCUGUGAUAAAUGAUGUGGCAUCCACUCAACAAGCUGUAAGAGAGAGCUGGCCUAGGCCACGUGCUAUGUGGUGUGGCCACCAAACCCUCAGAGGCUGGCUCUGCCUGUCGGCCUCUGGGGCCUGCAAACCGCUACUAGGAAGAGUCUGUUAUCCAGUUAGCUUGGCAUUCUUAACCGUGUUCUGAAGUUUGUUUUGUCACGUGUUCAUGUUGUUCUACCAGGCAGUAUCCCUCUUCUACUGCUCUUAUCAGACAGCUGUUAAGUAGCAAAGGAAAUAUUCCAAAGUAAAUUAGCCAAAUCAGCUACACACUUAAGYAAUAUGGCUCCACUAUAUGAUUUUUUUUCCAAGUARAGGAAAUGGAGAUAUUUUAGCCAUCCCAACAUAUCUUUGAAAAGAAAGUGGAAAAUUAGGACACCAAAUAUGGAUGUUAAAAGACUAAAUUU